AAGGAAUUAGAACUGGAGAGAAGAAAGACCGAAGAACAAAGAGGGAGUCGAGGACCAUACCUGGAGUUCUCGUCGGAGCAACGGGAAGAUACCGAAGCUUCCUAUGCCGGAGUAACCCGCCGUCGACAGUCCACCGACUGUGAGUUAAGAGCUAGGGUUGUUUGUGUUUUUCUGCUGUUCUUCUAGAGAAAUUGGAUGACCCGGCAUUAUCAGCAUGUAUAUAAAGCAGGUUAUUAUCGAGGGUUUUAAGAGCUACAGAGAGCAAAUUGCUACUGAACCUUUCAGUUCAAAAGUUAAUUGCGUAGUUGGCGCUAAUGGAUCUGGCAAGACGAACUUUUUCCAUGCAAUUCGUUUCGUACUAAGUGAUCUCUUCCAAAACCUGCGCAGUGAAGAUAGACAUGCACUACUUCACGAAGGUGCAGGGCAUCAAGUUCUAUCCGCUUUUGUGGAGAUUGUGUUUGAUAAUUCUGACAAUCGCAUUCCGGUUGACAAGGAGGAGGUGCGCUUACGAAGAACUAUUGGUCUGAAAAAGGAUGAGUAUUUCUUGGAUGGAAAGCAUAUUACGAAAACAGAAGUUAUGAAUUUACUGGAAAGUGCUGGUUUCUCUCGUUCCAAUCCUUACUAUGUUGUGCAGCAAGGGAAGAUAGCAUCAUUAACAUUGAUGAAAGACUCUGAGCGACUGGAUCUGCUGAAGGAAAUUGGUGGCACCCGAGUUUAUGAGGAGAGACGACGUGAAAGUCUGAAAAUUAUGCAAGAAACUGGUAACAAGAGAAAGCAGAUAAUUCAAGUCGUUCAAUACUUGGAUGAGCGAUUAAAGGAACUGGAUGAAGAGAAAGAGGAACUGAGAAAAUAUCAGCAGCUGGACAAGCAGCGGAAAUCUCUAGAAUACACUAUUUAUGACAAGGAACUCCAUGAUGCUAGGCAGAAAUUGGGGGAGGUUGAAGAGGCUCGAACCAAAGUUUCUGAAACGUCCACAAGGAUGUAUAACAGUGUUCUGGAAGCCCAUGAAAAGUCUAAGGACUUGGAUAAGACAUAUAAAGAUCUAACAAAAGAUGUUCAAGGUUUAAACAAAGAGAAAGAAUCAAUUGACAAGCAGCGAUCUGAGGCACUACAGAAGCGCACACAGCUUGAACUUGAUGAUAAAGAUCUACGAGAAAAAAUGUCUGUGAAUAUUAAGGCCAAGGAGGAUGCAGCAAAACAGCUUGAGAUUCUACAGAGAGAAAUUCAAGACUCAACAGAGGAGCUUCACAAAAUUACUCCUUUGUACGAUGAGAAAGUCAUAGAGGAGAAGGAGAUAUCUAAAGGAAUAAUGGAGCGUGAAAAGCAGCUUAGCAUUCUUUCAAAACAAGGUCGAGCUACUCAAUUUUCUAGCAAAGCUGCACGUGAUAAAUGGCUUCAAAAGGAAAUUGAUGAUCUUGAACGAGUUCGUUCUUCGAAUAUGGUUCAGGAGAAAAAACUCCAGGAUGAAAUUCAUCAACUCAACGCUGAGUUGAAAGAAAGAGAUAUCUACAUUGAUAGUCGCAAGAAGGAAAUUGAAUUGUUACAAUCACUCAUCUCUCAGUCUCGUGAUGGUUUCAACGAUUACAAGGCACAGAGAGACAAGCUGCAGGAUGAGCGGAAGUCCUUAUGGGGGAAAGAAAGUGAACUCUCUGCUGAAAUUGAUAAGCUAAAGACAGAAGUUGUAAAAGCCGAAAAGAGUCUUGACCAUGCAACUCCUGGUGAUAUUAGGAGAGGACUGAAUUCUGUUCGGAGGAUAUGCAGAGAGUUCGAAAUUCAUGGAGUCUUUGGUCCAAUUUUUGAGUUACUUGACUGUGAUGAAAAAUUUUUCACUGCUGUUGAAGUUACUGCUGGAAACAGCUUAUUCCAUGUGGUGGUUGAAACUGAUGAAGUAUCAACCCAGAUAAUUAGGCACCUUAAUGCAUUGAAAGGUGGACGGGUUACUUUUAUACCACUGAAUAGGGUGAAGGCUCCACAUGUGGCUUAUCCGCAGAGCUCUGAUGUGAUACCUUUAUUGAAGAAAUAAUUCUCACCUAAUUAUACUCCAGCUUUUGCCCAGGUAUUUGCCAGAACAGUGAUUUGCCGGGAUUUGGAUGUCGCUACAAGGGUUGCUCGUACUGAUGGUUUAGAUUGUAUAACCUUAGAAGGUGAUCAAGUAAGCAAGAAAGGUGGAAUGACUGGGGGAUUUUACGAUUAUAGGCGCUCAAAACUGAAAUUUAUGAAUAUAAUUAGGCAGAACACAAAGUCCAUCAACAUGAAGGAAGAUGAGCUGGAGAAAGUUAGGUUUAAGCUUCAAGAGAUAGAUCAAAAAAUUACAGAGCUAGUCACUGAGCAGCAGAAAAUUGAUGCCAAGCAGGCUCAUGACAGAUCAGAAUUGGAGCAGCUAAAGCAGGACAUUCUUAAUGCUAAUAAGCAGAAAGAGUCCAUUUAUAAAGCUCUUCAAAAGAAGGAAAAGUUGCUUGCAGAUGUUCGGACUCAAAUUGAGCAGCUCAAAGCCAGUAUGGCUAUGAAACAGGCUGAAAUGGGUACGGAUCUCAUUGAUCACUUAACACCGGAAGAAAAAGAUCUGUUAUCACGAUUGAAUCCUGAAAUAACAGACCUGAAAGAUCAGCUUAUCACAUGCAGAACGGAUCGCAUAGAGAUUGAAACAAGAAAAGCAGAGCUUGAGACCAAUCUAACCACCAACCUUGUUAGACGGAAGCUAGAAUUAGAGGCUAUAAUAUCUUCUGCAGAGACUGACAUUUGGAGUGGGGAAGCUGAGUUGAAGAGGCAAGAACUAAAGGAGGCUAAGUUGUUGGUUGAAGAUUUGACGCAGCGGCUCAAAAGAGUUUCUGAAAAUAUAGAUGAACGAACAAAGCAACUGAGGAAGAUCAAAGAUGAAAAAAAUAAGUUAAAGAGUUUGGAAGACAACUAUGAGAGGACGCUCCAGGAUGAAGCAAAAGAACUAGAGCAAUUAUUAAGUAAAAGAAAUCUUCUUCUUGCUAAACAAGAAGAUUACUCAAAGAAAAUCAGAGAAUUGGGUCCACUAUCCUCAGAUGCUUUUGACACAUACAAAAGGAAGAGCAUCAAAGAAUUGCAUAAAAUGCUUCACAAGUGCAAUGAGCAACUCCAACAGUUCAGCCAUGUAAACAAGAAAGCACUUGAUCAAUAUAUAAAUUUCACAGAGCAGCGGGAAGAACUCCAGAAAAGGCAAGCAGAAUUGGAUGCAGGUGAUGAGAAAAUUAGAGAACUUAUAUCAGUUCUGGAUCAACGGAAGGAUGAAUCGAUAGAGCGGACGUUCAAAGGUGUUGCUAGGCACUUUCGAGAAGUAUUCUCUGAACUUGUACAAGGUGGCCAUGGGUUUUUGGUUAUGAUGAAGAAAAAGGAUGGUGAUCAUGGUGGUGAUGACCAUGAUGAGGAUGGGCCUCGUGAAGCUGACAUGGAAGGAAGAGUUGAAAAAUACAUUGGUGUGAAAGUGAAGGUUUCUUUUACUGGGCAAGGGGAGACACAGUCAAUGAAGCAAUUGUCAGGGGGUCAAAAAACAGUAGUAGCCCUGACACUAAUCUUUGCCAUACAACGAUGUGAUCCUGCUCCUUUUUAUCUUUUUGAUGAGAUAGAUGCUGCCCUUGAUCCUCAGUAUAGAACUGCUGUUGGAAAUAUGAUUCGUCGCCUGGCAGACAUGGCUAAUACUCAGUUCAUAACCACAACAUUCCGUCCGGAGCUUGUGAAAGUUGCUGACAAGAUAUAUGGGGUGACACAUAAAAACAGAGUCAGCCAUGUCAAUGUUGUCUCCAAGGAAGAUGCAUUAGAUUUUAUUGAGCAUGAUCAGUCUCACAACACUGAUUAAGUGAGGUCCCUUGUGAGAGAGACUGUUACAUUAACGUUGGAUAUGCUGGUGGAACGUUGAAGUCUCUGUAUACUUGUGCUGCUAAGAGUGUAAACCAGAUCUACCUCUUACAACUAUACACCCUUUGCUCUGUACAAAACUGAUGUUUUCUGCCUCUAUGUUAACCCUUUUGUAGGUAGAACAACUUUGGAAGCAUAGAUGAUGGAUCCCCUAUAGGCUGAUAAAUAUGGAACACUGGAUGUUGCUUGAUUAACAGUGAGGCUGUUAUGGAACUUUAAUUGUCAUUAUUGUUAGUUUUUUCUUUUUCUUUCCUGAAAAAGGUUUUUAACUGUUAUUUAGGUUGAUUGACUCUGUGUUUUAACUUGUAUGUGGUGUACAUAUGCAUCCUAAUUUGGUAGGAGUAUGCUUUUUGGGAAACUGAAAACCCUAUUUGGCUGCAGACUGAAAAUGAAUUUCAUGAUCAAUCUUUCCUAA
This is a messenger RNA of Vitis riparia (riverbank grape), 4297 nucleotides long. RefSeq names its product structural maintenance of chromosomes protein 3-like. The record is from RefSeq and is a predicted model, not a curated record. Gene Ontology annotation, biological process: mitotic sister chromatid cohesion. Gene Ontology annotation, molecular function: protein binding; double-stranded DNA binding; ATP binding. NCBI's taxonomy places the organism in Eukaryota, Viridiplantae, Streptophyta, Magnoliopsida, Vitales, Vitaceae. Gene Ontology annotation, cellular component: chromosome.